This is a messenger RNA of Adineta steineri, 4380 nucleotides long. The record is from the annotation of a GenBank genome assembly. NCBI's taxonomy places the organism in Eukaryota, Metazoa, Rotifera, Eurotatoria, Adinetida, Adinetidae.
AUGGAUUCCUCAUUGAAAUUAGGUUCAUAUGAUCCAAUAAAUGCAAAUGAAUAUUCAAUGUCAGAACCACGAGAACAACAUCCACAUGUAACAAAAACUGAAUAUUCUCCUAUUGGUUCAUCGCGUAAACUUAAAUUAUUGCUUCAACGUUCACUUCGAUAUUCAUAUCGGCAACGAUGUUGUCGAUGUUGUCCAACAAUACUUUGUGAACUUUUAUUUCCAUUUAUUCUUAUUGGAUUAUUAGCUUUAAUACGUUAUGUAGCUAAUGCACACAAAAAUUUGUAUCAUCAUCAAUGUUCACAAAAUCGUGAUACAACAAUAACAACAAGUUUAUCAGCAGAUUUAAUAAAAAAUUGUUUUAAAUUUCAACCAUAUGAUGAAAGCGAUGGAUUUAUGUUUUGGUAUUUAGAAAUAUUUUCCCGCAUAACAAAUUUUGUAUUUCAACCAAUAACAAAUGAUACGAAUGUUCUUGUUGAACGUGCGAAAACACGUUUGAAAAAUAUAAAUUGUACAAAUAUAAAAGUUUGGAAUCAAAAUAUGGAUGAUAAAAGUUUUAGUCAUUUAUUACAAAAUGAAACAGAAAACGUAGUUAUUAUUGAUUUUAAUUCAACAUCUAAUUUAAAAAAUGGGCAUAAUCUUGAUUAUAAUAUAAUGGUUGCAAUGCCAAGUAUUCUUCGUAAAAAUGAUCCAGUUGAUCUAUCAUUUCUAUCAUUUUCACAUCCAACAUUUAUUCGUGAUCGAUCUAAGACAUAUGAUAGUUAUAGUGCUAGUUUUGAAGAUUUAAGAUUACCCGAAUUUAGUGAUGUAAAAAUAUUUAUUGAUUCAUUACUUAUUGGUUAUCAAACAAAUAGAAAUAUUGAAUUUGAAAUUCAAAGAAAACCUAUAACAUGUACGCCAUAUCGUCAAGAUUUGCUUUUUGAAUCAGGACCACCAUACGUAACAACAGUAUUAAUGUUUAUUGAUUUUGUAUAUUUUAUUCCAUAUUUAAUUCUUCUAACCAGUUUAAUUCGAGAAAAAAAUACUAAAGUUAAGGAAAUUCUUAAAUUACUUGGAAUUGAGCCUAUUUUAAAUAAUUUUGUUCAAGCAAUUCGAACAUUAUUUAUUAUUUGUUUUUUAACUAUAUUAUUAUGUAUUAUGUAUAAAUUAAAAUUAAAUCCUGAUGCAUAUUUUAAUACAGUUAAUUUUGGUGUUCUUUUCAUUGGGUAUUUUAUAUAUGGUUUACAAUUAAUAUCAUUUUGUAUCAUGAAUGCACAAUUAUUUGAUAAAAGUGUUCGUGCAGUAUUCGGCACUUUAUUCAUAUAUGCUCUAUCAAUAUUUAUAUACCCAUUUAUUAUUGUAUGGCCUACAGCGAUACAAUAUAUAUUCAUAUUUCUUAAUCCCUAUAUUGCUGGACGUUCGAUUUUUCGACAAGCGAUUUUACAUGAGUUAGCGUAUAAAGAUGUAGCAUUAUUUCAAACAAUUUACCGUCAUGUACCAGUGUAUUUUGUGGCAUUGAUUAUUAUGAUUGUUAGUUGUGUUUUCUAUUGGAUUUUAUCUUGGUAUUUGGAAAAAGUUUUACAAGCUGAUGUUCCAUCAGCUAAAUUAAAAGAACAAUAUGGAUCAGGCUAUAAAUUGGUUAUUAAUAAACACAGUAGUUGUCGUACAAAUGAUAUUAAAGCUGAAUUACGUAAUUAUUUACCAGAAUUAAAAGUUGAAACAGAUAUAUUUGGUGGUGAUGUUGUUUUUCGUACAAAUCAACAACCAAAUGAUCAAUUUGUUCAAGCAUUACAUCAUCUUGAAUCAAUGAAAAGAAAUCAUCGAAUUAAUAAUUAUGGAGUACAAAAUAGUACUAUGGAUGAUGUAUUCUUAAAAAUUACAAGAGAUACAGAAGUUAAAAAUGGUUCAGGAUCAACAUCCCUUUAUACUAAUACGAUCGAAAAACAAUGUCGUCAUGUAUUUCAUCGUCAACGUUUUCUUUCCGGUCCUCAUUAUUAUUUAAGUCAAUUGCAUGGAUUAUUAGUAAAAACUGUGCUUGUUCGUUACCGUCGUUGGGGAUUAACACUUAUUAUUUUAUUAUUACCAAUUUUAUAUAAUCUUUUAUCAAAUUUAACAUCUCAAAGUCAAAAUGAUACAGGAAUUUUUAAAAUGAAUUUCAAUUCUCUUAAUCCACAAACAAUUUUAUAUCAUACAGAUCCAAGUAUGAAUAAAUCGUUUCUUGCAUCUAUUAAUGGUGCAAACCAUGAAAAAGGGCCAGAAAAUAUAUAUGAAAUGAAUGAAAAUAUUUGGCAAAAACGAAUGGAUCGUCUAUAUACAUAUACAGAUAUUUAUCUUGGUUUUAAUAUUCCUGCACCAAGUAGAGAUAAAUAUAAAAUUGAAGCAUUAUCAUCAAAUUUAAUAUCAGGUUAUGAAGUUAUAUCUAUUGCAUCAAAUACAUUCUAUAAACAUGCAUUAAAUGAUUCAAAUGCAUCGAUUCAAACAACACUUGUCUAUAAAAAUACAAGAAAUUCUACUGAAAAACUAUGGAAUGCUAAUCAAUUUAAUUUAUUAAAUAUGCCAUUAUGUUUUGAAAAAGUAUUACCAUCAUUACUAUUACCUGAUUUAUUUGUAUUCCAUAUUUUAUUCUUUUACAUAACUAAGUUUUCAAUCAGUGAACGAAAGGAUGGCUUUUUAUCACUAUUGAAUAUUAGUGGUUUACAUCCAGCAUCAUAUUGGUUAUUUACUUAUCUAUUUGAUAUGAUAAUAUCUACUAUAUGGUUAUGUUAUCUACUUGCAAUUUAUUGUAUAUUUUAUGUUGCUUUUGAGGAUCUGCUAAAAAAGAAAUCUUCAUCACAAAAUGUAGAUAAAUUUCUUAGUUCAUGGGAUUUACGUAUACAAUUUUAUCCAUUAUCAAUUUUGAUAGCAUUACCAACAUUACCAUUUGCUUAUUUAUUAACAAAACUUUUCAAAAAUGAUAUUCUGGGUGGCAUAACCAUAUGUUUUAUCUUAAUAAUUCUUCAUUUGAUAAGUAUUAGUUCUCCAGUUGUAACAAGAAGGAUUAGAAGUACAUCUGUUCAAAAACUUUUAUAUUGGCUAUUUAAUAUCAUAUGUCCAACUAUGAAUUCAGAAGCUAUAAUAACUUAUAUCUUAGCACGUAAAAGUCAAUUUUGUAAAGUAGUGAUUGCACAGUUUACAGACGACGAUCGUGUUACAUCACUUUUUAAACCUAUUCGUGAUGAUAAAAUUGGUUGGAAUAUAAUCAUUCUUGUUUUACAUAUAGUUGUAUUGUUAUUCUUAUUAAUUAUUAUUGAUAGUGGUUUAUUACAAUUUUCAUUUUCAUGUUUCUAUAAAUCAAAUUUUAAUGAAAAUACUCUUGAUGAUGAUGUUUUAACUGAACGUCAUCGAGUUUUAGGAAUACAAACACAUACAUUCGAAGAUGAAGAAAAUGUUGAUCAUUUAACAGUUAAAAAUCUUGUUAAAUAUUAUUCAAGAAGAAAACUUUUAGCUGUUGAUCAUUUAACAUUUAGUGCAAGACGUGGAGAAGCAUUUGGUUUACUUGGUUAUAAUGGUGCUGGUAAAACAACAACAUUUCGUACUGUCGUUGGUGAUAUAAUAUCAACAUACGGCACAACUUAUAUAGAUGGACAGAGUGUUCGUCGUCGUAUAAGAUCUACACGUCAUUUAGGUUAUUGUCCACAACAAGAUUGUAGUAUGGAUUAUCUAACUGUCCGAGAUAGUCUUUAUCUAUUAGCACGUAUACGUGGUGUUAAAACAUCACGUUUAAAAUCAAUUGUUGAAACAAUGAGUUCAUUAUUCUUACUUGAUCCUUUUCUAAAUAAUUAUAUUCAUCAAUUAAGUGGUGGAACAAAACGUCGAUUACAUACUGCUAUAGCAUUAAUUGGACCACCAUCAGUAGCUAUACUUGAUGAACCAACAACUGGUGUUGAUCCAAAUGCACGAGAACAAAUGCAAGAAAUAUUUUUAAAUGCUGUUAAAGCUAAAUUAACUAUUAUUUUAACAAGUCAUUCAAUGGAUGAAUGCGAACGUGUCUGUAAUCGUCUUGGUAUAAUGGUUCGUGGUCAAUUAGCUUGUCUAGGUACAAUUCAACAUUUAAAAUCGAAAUUUGGUCGAGGUUAUACAAUUGAAAUUAAAGUUCGUACAACUCCUGAAGAUACAAAUACGUUAAUAAUACAAAAUGUUCAAAGAUUUUUAUUAUCACAACGACAAUAUCAAAUUGAAGUUAAAGAAACAACACAUUCAACAGGUUUGUUUCAAUGUGGACAAGGUACACCGGCUGAAUUAUUUCAAUUAAUCGAAGAAAAUAAACAACAAUUAUAUAUUGAAACAUAUACAAUAUCACAAACAACACUUGAACACGUAUUUUUAUCAUUUGGAAAACAAAUUCAAACUAGCACGAAUGAAUAA